CAGGAAACAGGGGCCCGUCUUAUCAACGAUCGUACGAUUUUGGAAAUCUUAGCGUACGAUUUUGAUCUACGAUUGUCGUACGCUCGAUCGUAAGACUGUCUUAUCAACGCGGUCGUACGUUCAACCUAAAAUCUUACAAUUUUCAUAAGCGUACGAUUCUUACGCCUGCGCACUAACACGUACUCUUCAAAAAAGGAGGUAACGCGCAUUUUAAUGUCAAACUUGAAAGACGACGUCUGCUUUAAUUCUCAGAUGUCAAAGAACAUGGAAAAAGGUAAAAAAGUAAACUGGUCCGCUGAUGAGCGAGAUAUGCUCAUCAGCAAGUGUGAGGAUGCUUCUGUGGCGACAGGAAAGUUUUCCUCGUCACUCACACCCGCCGAUAAGGUCCGAUUUUGGGUCGAUGUGACUGAAAGUGUGAACAGUGUCAGUGCCUGUAGCCGGACAGUUGAACAGGUGAAAAAAAAAUGGGUUGACCUUAAAUCUCAGACAAAGAAAAAAAGCAUAAAACACUUGCAGGAAAUGAGGAAGACUGGUGGUGGACCUGCCCCAAUUCUUGAGCUGGACCACUGGGAGAGCAAGGUAUUACAGACAAUUCCCAGAUGCAGUGUGGAGGGAAUUGAAAAUGGAACGGAUACAUUUUAUGAAAAUAAUGACCCUACCAAUAACCAACACAUCCCAGAUCUUCCUGUUGGUACAAGUACAAGUGAUGAGAUUGAAUGGUCCACAAUAGAGGACAGUGAACCUUUACUCAAGAGGGCAAAAUAUGAUAAUGCUUCAGCAAGAAAGAGUGUACUAGAAGCAAACACAUCUAGAGAUGAAAGUCAUCGUGUUGAAGAACUAGUAAUACAGCAAACUGCUGUGAUGAGGGAUUUAGUUGCCCAAGUUUCAUCUUUAAAUGAAAAUAUGAAAACUUUAAAUGCAAAUUUUGAGAAAUUAGUAAACAAAUUAUCCUGUUAA
Messenger RNA from Ruditapes philippinarum (Manila clam), 957 nucleotides. RefSeq lists its product as uncharacterized. The record is from RefSeq and is a predicted model, not a curated record. The transcript is spliced from 8 exons. The coding region runs from base 214 to 957 and encodes 247 amino acids. Gene Ontology annotation, cellular component: nucleus. Lineage: Eukaryota; Metazoa; Mollusca; Bivalvia; Venerida; Veneridae.